Molecule: messenger RNA, 1297 nt
Organism: Amoebophrya sp. A120
Lineage: Eukaryota; Dinophyceae; Syndiniales; Amoebophryaceae
Source: the annotation of a GenBank genome assembly
CAGCAUUGAAGAACAGCUUUAGCCCAAGCAACUGCCGCAAAUCCUUCUGCGUUUCCCGUACGCAGUCCUGCAGAAACAAGUAGUGCCGCCAAGAAAGGCGAAGACAAGUAGCAGGCGAAGACGGUGCCAGUGGAGCACCAUCUGGAUCCGCCAGCCAAUAUCGACAGCAAAUGUGUCUGGGUCUGGAAGGUUGUCAUGCUGAAAGGGAACGGUAAGAAUGAAGUAUUGCAAUACACAGCUAAGUAAGCGUGGCAAAUUGUCGGGCUGCUAUGUGUUGCGCAUUAUUCGCAUGGCAAACUGCGUCGUUGCAUCACAGGCCAGAGGACCUUUUCGUGGGUAUCCCGAGUCAUGUCCGACGCGCGUGACAAAGACAAAUAUAGAAGUCUUCCAGACCCCGACCCAUUUGCAAUGCAUACCCCGAUAAGUGGUUCUAGGAUGGCUUCAAACAUCAAUCCGAUAUCCGCUCGUGGUCUCCGCGUGCCCAUUGGGUUCUUCAGGUCGCGAAAAAUGACAUGGUCGGGGAGAAGAUGGCUGGUGCGAAACGCGUCACACUGGUGGCAGCGCGUCCUCCUUAUCCACCUAGCCGUUUGGUGCGCAGCCAGAUCGCAUGGCGUCGAGGCCUCUCGCGAGAACCGGAGCACGAGAGCAAGUUGGUGCGAAGUUCAGUUUAAGCUAGCUAGACCGCAGGAACAACCUUCCAUUCUGGAUCCCCAGUCCAUGACGUGGCCGGAACAGAUCGAGCAGAGCCUGAGACACUGGCCUGUCGUCCUGGCUGUUGCCCGCAUGCUCAGGCGUAAUGGAUAUAAAUGGUGGCCCGCAUUUCAUCGUAUGACGGAUAAUGGAGCUACAUUAUAUUGGAAAGACGAUCGGAAUUGGAUAAGUCGUCUUGGAAGAAAAUUCCCGUCGGCUGCCUCUUGGCGGCACGAUGCUGACGGAAAGUGGCGGGUGCUCCACGACUUGCCUUCCCCCGAGACGGCAAACUUCGUUCGAACAAAUAUGGGGAGAGCAGAUAAUCAUGAUGGUGCCCCUAUAGUGUCAGUGAAUAUUUCGUUCUCGGACAUGCUAAACCUCAGGCUGGUUGGCGAUGCGGGCGUCCAAGGUUUUCUAGACUCAUCGCUGGAAGAUUGGCGUUUCAUUUUUACCUCCAACGUUCCACAUUUUCCGGAUCCAUCCUCUGACGUUCCACCUCCGUUUUUUUCUCCGGUUACAUCUUCACAUCGCCGGAUUGAUGUCCGAUUUCAUUUACCUCCAACGUUUUUUUCUCCGGUAAACACACGCGCGGGCCCACUCUUGAGGG